AGCUGAAGGGGCCUUUGUUAUGUCAUCGCCCAGUCGGGCUGUGAACAGACUUCAGGUCUCAGCUGCAGUGUCUGGCUAAACCCACUCCACACCCACUCCAUUUGCUAGAGAAAUUCUCCCUAGCAGCAGUGGCUCAGGCAGGGCCCCCAGCCUCCCACACUAGUUGCCCCUGUCUCUGCUGUUCUCUUUUCAGAGAGCUGUGCUGGGAGCUGGAAAGAGGCUGAUGUGCAGAUGGGCAGCCAUUGACACGAACAAGUGAAAAAGACAAAUGGGUGAUAAAAGGGAUCAUUAAGGAAAGGAGCGAAGUGAUGGGUGUAGGCCACUCUGCUGGGUGUACCAUAAUCCUGGUCUGCCCUGAGACACCCACCCACCCCGACGCAGUUCUGCUGCUGCUCCUCCAUUUUGACCUCCCAGACCCCCUCUCCCCCCUUGCUAUUCCUAUUGUGGAGUCUCUCAUGAGCAGAGACCAGAUGCUGCAAAAACAGGAGGUUUGUUGGAUGUGGAUAGACCCCCAGGGACUUGGAAAGAAGCCCCAGACAUAUUUAGUGGUGGGGCUGACCCAGGAGAGGAGUGGUUAAUAUCCCAGCAUGCUCUGGAGCGCAUUGGACGUGGGUGAGAGGUUGAGAUCAUUUUACUUUCUGCCUUUGAGGGCUGAAUUUUAAUACACAGUUUCAGAGGGAAAGGUCACCAAGAGUCUGCAAUGAACAUGCAGCAAGGACGUCCCAGCCAGGCUGCUGCUGACCAUGCACAGGGGAGGGGCCCGCUCCAGCCACACCAGCCCCUUAUACUGUCUAGACCAGGAUCAGCCUCAUGAAUCCUUCUGCAGCCCUCCAGCCUCCAGCCACCACCUCCCCUCUGCCUGGACUGCACUAGGUGCAGAAUCGGACAGCACAAUGCCAGAACCGUAAAGAAAGUCCAAGAUCACAGCCUCACGCAAACUCAUGUUGAAGAGUUUGAUGCUAGCCAAAGCCAAGGAAGAAUGGGAACAAGAUCAAGUGGACAAGCAAGCGGAGAAGGAGAGAUACCUGGCUGAGCGGAUCACACAACUGCGGACCAGUGGGCUGUCCUUCAGCCAGCUGCAGGAUCUGUGCAGGGAGCUGCACGAGAAGGUAGAAAUUGUGGAUGAAGAGCGGUAUGACAUCGAAGCAAAAUGCAUCCACAACACCAGAGAGAUCAAAAACCUGAAGCUGAAAGUGCUCGACCUGCGGGGGAAGUUCAAGCGGCCCCCGCUGCGCCGUGUCCGCGUCUCUGCUGACGCCAUGCUGCGGGCCCUGCUCGGCUCCAAGCACAAAGUCUCCAUGGACCUGAGAGCCAACCUGAAAUCUGUCAAGAAGGAGGACACGGAGAAGGAGCGCCCUGUGGAAGUGGGUGACUGGCGCAAGAACGUGGAGGCCAUGUCGGGCAUGGAGGGCAGGAAGAAGAUGUUUGAUGCUGCCAAAUCUCCGACAGGCCAGUGAAAGGUGCUGCCAGGAAGGACAAGGAGUCACCCCGCUGCCCACAGCUUCGCCCCCUGCUGCCCCUUCACGCGGCCCCGCGUGUGCCUCUUCCUGCCUUCGCUCUCGAGCCGGCGCAUUUGCGGAAAGCUCCUUGGGAAGCUCAUCCAGCCUCUGUGCUUAAAUCAGCCCCCCCCCCGCGCCCCCAGCUGCCAUGACAACAGCCAUAGCCUCACGUGACGCAGCCCAUUAAUCACCCCAGCGUGGCACCCCAGCUGUCUCCUGUAGGUCCCGGCGCAGGGCAUCAACCCGUUGGACUGCCACAGCGGUGCUUCUGCAUGAAGACCCAUCAUCAUUGUGGCCUAAAGUGCUGAUCCAUUAACUGGCGAGGGUGAGAGCCUUGCCAGCCAUCCUGCAGGAGUCCGUGCCCUGCGGAAAGGCAGUGCCCGUGCUGCGCCCCAAUGGCCACAGGUAGGUAACCCCAUGGGGUCUCAGGCAUGCUUGUAACUUCGGGAUGCUGCUUGGGACUCUUGGGCUGUCCUUCUCCACCAGCCACUGCAGACAGCCCAGGGAUGAGCCUGCUGGUCCUGCUGUCACCAUCCAGUUCUGAUCUGUACAGGAUGUGGGAAGUGACUGCUGGGUCUCUGUGUUCAUUAAAAGACUG
Dermochelys coriacea (leatherback sea turtle) is the source of this 2097-nucleotide messenger RNA. It is a transcript of the gene TNNI1, whose product is annotated as troponin I1, slow skeletal type. Gene Ontology annotation, biological process: muscle contraction. The record is from RefSeq and is a predicted model, not a curated record. Gene Ontology annotation, cellular component: troponin complex. NCBI's taxonomy places the organism in Eukaryota, Metazoa, Chordata, Testudines, Dermochelyidae. The transcript is spliced from 9 exons.